AUGGCUACUGUUAUUCCACCACCUUCUAAGAAGCAAAAGAGAGAGGCUCAACAAGUACGAGAUGUCGAUUUUAUUCCAGCCGAUUUACCUAAUGUCUUAAUCAAAUUCCAAGCAUCAGAUACUGGUGAAUCCAUUGGAGGAUCUAUACGAGUCCCAGGAGGAAUUACUGAAAAACAAUUAGAAGAACUUUUAAACAAUCUUCAUGGAGAAUCAGAUGAUCCAGUUCCAUAUACAUUCUCCCUCUUAAAUGAAACACCCGACUCCACCAAGACCACCACCACCAAUGUCGCACCAACUACUAUCGACAUCAAAGACAAUCUUUAUACAUCAAUUCUCAAACCGGGUAUCAAAACCACCGAAGAUUUCUUAACAUUAGUCUACACCCCACGAGCAAUCUUCAAAGUCAAACCCAUCACCCGAUCCAACGCCGCCAUUGCGGGACAUGGUUCUACUAUCUUAUGUUGUCAAUUCGCCCCCAACGAUUCGCUGAGAAUGUGUUCCGGUGCCGGCGACUCCACCGCCAGAAUAUGGGAUUGUAAUACCCAAACCCCGAUUCACACCUUACUGGGCCAUACCAAUUGGGUCCUCUGUGUGGCAUAUUCCCCCUGUGGGACCAUGAUCGCGACGGGGUCGAUGGAUAAUAGUAUUAGAUUAUGGGAUGCCCAAACUGGAAAAGCAUUGGGAAAACCGUUGGUCGGACAUAAUAAGUGGAUUAGUUCUUUGAGUUGGGAGCCGAUCCAUCUUGUGAAUGGUAAUGAUUCGCCUAGACUUGUGUCGGGGUCCAAAGAUGGGACGGUGAAGGUUUGGAAUACGGGGACGAGGGUAUGUGAAUUCACAAUGAGUGGACAUACGAAUGCUGUUAGUUGUGUGAAAUGGUCCGGUUCUAAUAUUGUGUAUUCGGCCUCACAUGAUAAGACUAUCAAAUCUUGGGAUAUUUCCGCUGGGGGGAAAUGUAUUCAGACUUUGAAGAGUCAUGCGCAUUGGGUGAAUCAUUUAUCUAUCUCGACGGAAUAUGUAUUGAGAAAAGGUGGAUAUGAUCAUACUUCUGUCAAAUCAUCCAUUAAUGAUUCUCGGGAAGAAAUGAAAGCCAAGGCAUUGGCACAGUAUGAAAAAGUCGCAAUGUUGAAUGGGACAAUUAGUGAACGAUUAAUUACCGCCAGUGAUGAUUUCACGAUGUAUUUAUGGGAACCCCUCAAAUCCUCCAAACCCGUCUGUAGAAUGACAGGCCAUCAGAAAUUAGUUAAUCAUGUUUCUUUUUCUCCGGAUGGGAGAUAUGUGGUUUCUAGUUCUUUUGAUAAUUCGAUUAAAUUAUGGGAUGGGAUUAGGGGGACAUUUAUUGCCACUUUGAGAGGACAUGUUGCUCCUGUGUAUCAGACUGCUUGGUCGGCGGAUAAUAGAUUGUUGGUUAGUUGCUCUAAGGAUACUACGUUGAAGGUUUGGGAUAUUAGGACAAAGAAGUUGAGUGUUGAUUUACCGGGACAUGCUGAUGAAGUAUAUGCUGUUGAUUGGAGUAUGGAUGGGAAGAGAGUUGCUUCUGGAGGGAAGGAUAAGAUGAUUAGAUUGUGGUCUCAUUAG
Messenger RNA from Hemisphaericaspora subhashii, 1575 nucleotides. RefSeq lists its product as uncharacterized. The coding region runs from base 1 to 1575 and encodes 524 amino acids. The transcript has a single exon. Gene Ontology annotation, molecular function: protein binding. Gene Ontology annotation, biological process: ribosomal large subunit assembly. Gene Ontology annotation, cellular component: nucleolus. The record is from RefSeq and is a predicted model, not a curated record. NCBI's taxonomy places the organism in Eukaryota, Fungi, Ascomycota, Pichiomycetes, Serinales, Debaryomycetaceae.